This is a messenger RNA of Fusarium keratoplasticum, 1386 nucleotides long. RefSeq lists its product as uncharacterized. The transcript has a single exon. The record is from RefSeq and is a predicted model, not a curated record. Bases 1 to 1386 code for a protein of 461 amino acids. Lineage: Eukaryota; Fungi; Ascomycota; Sordariomycetes; Hypocreales; Nectriaceae.
AUGUUGGCGGCGCAUCGCGACCAAGAGAACCUGGUUCACAGCCAGCAAAUUCCCACCAAGCAGCAGCACAAGACCCCGGGCGCCCGAUACCCCAAGACGCCAUCUCGGUUUGCUCAGCACGAUGAGAACGCGCCCGCCGCUUUUACCGGCAAGACUGGGCUUGGAGGAGCAAAGGCCUUUCUUGGAAAUGAUAAGACUCUGACCAAGGGCCAUGGAGCUCAACAGGCCAUGGCGACUCCCAUGGGUAUGGGCAUCUUCCCAAAGAAAACAAAGACCAAUUGGCUAAUUGAAAACACUUCAUCAGGAACUCGAAGCAGAGCCCCCCUUGGCAACAAAACCACCAAUGCCAAAGCUAAGAAUGGGCAGGCGGGCGGCGUCAAGGACAUUGUCAAGGAGAUCGAGAAGACGCAGCUCAAGCCAACAGCUCAGAAGCCCAAACUCCGGCCAGUCGACCUCGCACCACUCGAGUUCAGAGUUAAGGAAGAACAAAAGGCGAUCGAGCAAGAGGAAGAGGAGCCUGAAUACGCUCCACCAAAGCCCAAGGACUUGCCUUAUGAAUCUGAUGUCUUUCCCAAGGACCUCCUGACUCUUGAGGGUCUCAAGAAGGAGAACCUUCUCAAGGGGUAUUAUCAGCAUUUCUACAACCCUGUAGAUGAUCAGGGUAUUUCUCGUCAGGACAGGGAAUUCGAAGCGGCCUUGAAAAAGGUGGCAACCAAGGCCGAGGAAAGAAACAAGCAGGAGAUUAAUGCUCUCACUUGGAACAUCGACGACCUUUCGGAGACUGAGGACCAUGCCAAGCCAGCGGUAACCAAGAACGCAGCCGCCGGGGUUUCGGGCCAGAAAAGAACGGGCAUUCGAUCCAAGCAGCCUUCCAGCCUUGCCUCGAGACGCGCUGCUUCGGCAUUGUCGAUCCACUCAGACACUAGCAGCAACACCAAGGUCCCGACUGUCGCACGAACGACGAAGGCUAGGAAGCCUCUCAGCUCCCUGGUUCAGGGCAGAAAGACCACUCGUACCGUCGCUCCUACGAAGGCCUCGCAUGCCGAUAGCGCCACUGCACAAGCUGCCUCAAGAACCACCAUCGGUUACAACCGAGGCCGAUCUGCCUCAUCCAUGAUGCAAGCCCAAACUCGUGGAGCUGGCGCGACAGUCAGGCCUCAGCGUUCGGUCAAGCCUUUGGAGACACUCGACUCCAUCCAGUCUGAUUCGACGAUCACACCGGCUCGCCUUCGCCAGGCGGCGUUGAAGAAGCAAGAGAGCCAGCCUCGCCCUCAGUUCAUGUCCAUCUUCGAUGAGGACAGCGAAGGCGACGACCUCGGGCCACUGAGUCAACCUCUGGUGCUUUCCGACGACGAAGACGAGUUUGAAUUGAAGCUGAACUUCUGA